Molecule: messenger RNA, 931 nt
Organism: Cydia amplana
Lineage: Eukaryota; Metazoa; Arthropoda; Insecta; Lepidoptera; Tortricidae
Product: WD repeat-containing protein 91
Exons: 4
Coding region: 78-905 (275 amino acids)
Biological process (GO): early endosome to late endosome transport; negative regulation of phosphatidylinositol 3-kinase/protein kinase B signal transduction
Cellular component (GO): extrinsic component of endosome membrane; early endosome membrane; late endosome membrane
Molecular function (GO): phosphatidylinositol 3-kinase inhibitor activity
Source: RefSeq, a predicted model, not a curated record
CAAAAUGUCUGUUUGCUGUCACUUUCCGAUUUUUGUAAACAAAUUUAUCUUAUUAUCAAAAUAAAUAAUAACUUGAAAUGGCUCACAUACAAUUCGUUGACGAACUCGUAAGAGAAUAUUUACUAUACAGGGGAUUUACAUCCACUGUAAAAGCUUUCGACAGUGACUUGAAAACUGAUAAAGACAAAGGUUUUAGGGUGGACAAGAUUGUGGAUCAAAUUUUGCAUUUUAUAAACGUUUCUGACCUCAACGGCUUGAAGGAGUACUGGUCCCACCUCGACAGUUUGGUUUUCUCUAAAUUAGAGAUACAUGUUCAACCAGCUGUAAGGAAAUUAGAAUACAGUCUCUACAAACUGUAUUUAGUGACGGCCGCCCAAGGUACCGGUGGUGUGAAGAAUGAACGAGUCACAGAAUUUUUUGCUAAGAUGGUGCCAGAGUUGCAGGGCCAAAAUGAGUGGAGGGAUUGGUUCAUGCUCCCAUACAUUCAAAAACCGGAAGAGAACCCAACAUUCAGCCUCUUCUUCACCCGAGCAUGGCAAGACAGUGUGCUAGUGUCGCUGCACAAUCUGCUGGCCACCGUGUUUCAGUGCAUGCCGCAGCCUACGCUGACAAGUUAUGAGAGUGAUGUUGCUAUGGUAAAGCGGCUGCAAGAUGAGCUGGCUGCACUUAAAGGAAAGACCCAUCAGCCAAUAGACAAGAUCUCUCCAAGCGGACACCAAUCGCGACUAGCGCAAUACUCGCGUCUCAGCGGUCCCCUACCAUUGGUGGACGACUUCUGCGCAGUCCCGUCAGAGCAGCUGGACAGCGGAGCCCGAGAGGCUAAGGGGCUGCGGGGGCUGAUCCGGCAGAUGGGCGGCAGCCCCGGCGCGCCCAGAAGCGCAGCCCGGAGCCAGAGCCAGAACUAAAAGAACUCUGAUCCAAUGUUGAAUAA